AUGACAGCUGCCCUGAUCAACCCUGAAACAGAAAGGCCAGGAUCCAGCCGUACCUCAAUGGACCCCAGGGGCAUCUUGAAAGCAUUUCCCAAGCGGAAGAAAAUCCUUGCCAAUCCAUCAUCAAAAGCACCUGCAAAGAUUCCCAAGAGGGAAGACGAAGAAGAAGCAAGAGAGUGGCUGAGUUCCCUGCGGGCCCAUGUUGUGCCCACUGGCAUUGGGCGAGCCCGGGCAGAACUCUUUGAGAAGCAGAUUGUCCAACAUGGUGGCCAGAUAUACUCUGCCCAGGCCCCAGGGGUCACUCACAUUGUGGUGGAUGAUGGCAUGGACUGUGAGCGAGCCCUUCGCCUCCUUAGACUGCCCCGGCUGCCCCCAGGUGCUCAGCUGGUAAAGUCAGCCUGGCUGAGCUUGUGCCUGCAGGAGAGAAGGCUGGUGGACACGGCAGGAUUCAGCAUCUUCAUCCCCAACAGGUACCUGGACCAACCACAGCUCAGUAAGGCAGACCAAGACUCUUCUACCGGAGCUUGUGAGGCUCUGCUCAGGACAGCCCUCUCUCCUCCCCCUACUCCCACUAGACCCGUAUCUCCUCCCCAGAGGAUAGAAGAAGCUCCAAACGCCCAUGCCCAGCCCGGCUCUGAUGAUGAAACCAGUGACGGGGAAGAGACCCAAGUUAGCGCAGCUGAUUUGGAAGCCCUGAUCAGUGGCCGCUACCCCAUCCCCCCUGAGGGGGAUGGUGAGCCUAGCCCAGCCCCCGAGGGUCUGAAUAAGUGGGUCUGUGCACAGCCUUCGAGUCAAAAGGCGACCAACCACAACACCCACAUCACAGAAAAGCUGGACGUGCUGGCCAAAGCCUACAGCGUCCAGGGAGACAAGUGGAGGGCCCUGGGCUAUGCCAAGGCCAUCAAUGCCCUCAAGAGCUUCCACAAGCCUGUCACCUCCUACCAGGAAGCCUGCAGUAUCCCUGGGAUUGGGAAACGGAUGGCCGAGAAGAUCAUAGAGAUCCUAGAAAGUGGACACCUGCGGAAGCUGGACCACAUCAGCGAUAGCGUGCCUGUCUUGGAACUCUUCUCUAAUAUUUGGGGAGCUGGAACCAAGACUGCCCAGAUGUGGUACCAACAGGGUUUCCGGAGCUUAGAAGACAUCCGCAACCAGGCCUCCCUGACUACCCAGCAGGCCAUUGGCCUGAAGCAUUACGAUGACUUUCUGGAACGCAUGCCCAGGGAGGAGGCUGCCGAGAUUGAGCAGACAGUCCGGGAAUCGGCUCAGGCCUUCAACCCUGGGCUGUUGUGCGUGGCCUGCGGUUCCUACCGACGGGGGAAAGCUACCUGUGGUGAUGUGGACGUGCUGCUCACUCACCCGGAUGGCCGGUCUCACCAGGGCAUCUUCAGUCGCCUCCUUGACAGCCUUCGGCAGCGAGGGUUCCUGACUGAUGACUUGGUGAGCCAGGAGGAGAACGGUCAGCAGCAGAAGUACCUGGGUGUGUGCCAGCUCCCAGGACCAGGGCGACGGCACCGACGACUGGACAUCAUCAUUGUGCCCUACAGCGAGUUUGCGUGCGCCCUGCUCUACUUCACCGGCUCUGCCCACUUCAACCGCUCCAUGCGGGCUCUGGCCAAGACCAAGGGCAUGAGCUUGUCGGAGCACGCCCUCAGCACAGCUGUGGUGCGGGACAGCCGAGGUCUCAAGGUGGGGUCUGGCCGAGUGCUUCCCACCCCGACUGAGAAGGAUGUCUUCAGGCUCCUAGGCCUGCCCUACCGAGAACCAGCUGAGCGGGACUGGUGACCAUGGUCGAGGCGGAAGGGGUACCCAUUGGACCAGCUGCCCCAGCUGGCUUCCCGGUACUCCUCUCUGGCUGAACCUCACCACUUCAAUCACCAGCUCCCUGGGCCUGAGGGAAAGGGCCAGCCUAGCUCCCAGGCUCUGCCCUGCCCUCCCCUGACAAGGGAGGCUGCUCUCCCUUCUGCACACAGCUGCCCUUGGUAGAAGCUUGCACGUGGCCCAUUGCCCCACGUUAAGCAGGAACCGGUGGCUGGUUUGAAGCCAGCUCUUGUGCUGAAGGCCCGGGCAUCCCCUUCCUCUACCCUGAGGAGGGUCUAGCUGCUGGGGGUGGGAUGGGGCUGCAGGGGUGAGGCGAGCAGCUCUGGCCCAGCAUUACCCAAGACCCUUUGGAGCAGGAGAAUGAACCACUUCGCGUACUCCCUCUACCCACCCCACUUCCUGUGCAGCUGGAGGUGUUGGGAGAGGGUGCCUCAGGCUCCGUGAGGACAGCAUUGGAAGACCCAGGGGCCCAGUAAAGUGCGUUUGACAUUCAACCUGCCUGUGGUCUGAGCUGCUGCAGCCCCUGCCUGCCUUCUUCCACCAGGUGGGCAUGAAGAGGGGACUGAGUGGGAGCCCCGAAAUGCAAGUUAGCUGCUCUUCUAUAGGCCAGGCCCGAGUCAGCUCCUGAACCCAGAAGGACACUGGUGGACGUGGAAAGGGAGAACUCCUGGAGUCAGGCAUUUAGGGGUGCCUGUCUUCCCAUCAGCACCUCCUGUGGGCCCUGCCCUGGAACAGGCUUUCUGGGAACAUGAACAAAGACUAGCCCCGUUGGCAUGGCUCAGUGAUUGAGCGUCAACCUAUGAACCUGGAAGUCAUGGUUCGAUUCAUCGUCAGGGCACAUGCCCGGGUUGCGGGCUCGAACCCCAGUGUGGGGUGUGCAGGAGGCAUCUCAUCAAUGAUUCUCUCUCAUCAUUGAUGUUUCUCUCUCCCUUUCCCUCCCUCU
Molecule: messenger RNA, 2758 nt
Organism: Eptesicus fuscus (big brown bat)
Lineage: Eukaryota; Metazoa; Chordata; Mammalia; Chiroptera; Vespertilionidae
Gene: POLL
Product: DNA polymerase lambda
Exons: 8
Coding region: 1-1779 (592 amino acids)
Biological process (GO): double-strand break repair via nonhomologous end joining
Cellular component (GO): nucleus
Molecular function (GO): DNA-directed DNA polymerase activity; DNA binding
Source: RefSeq, a predicted model, not a curated record